Molecule: messenger RNA, 1769 nt
Organism: Pelodiscus sinensis (Chinese soft-shelled turtle)
Lineage: Eukaryota; Metazoa; Chordata; Testudines; Trionychidae
Gene: SKP2
Product: S-phase kinase associated protein 2
Molecular function (GO): protein binding
Source: RefSeq, a predicted model, not a curated record
CCGACACUUCCGUUAGGUCUAAGCGCGCGCUCUGGGGAAUGGAACGUUACGCCGGCCGCGGGCGCGCUUAAUUCAGUGCUGCUGCUGCGUAGAGAGGAGGCGCGGGAAGGGACGGUCGCUGCUCCUGGCUAGUGCGGGAACCGGGGCUGCCAGCUUCUAAUGCCUCUGCGCCUAGCCACCAUGCACAGGAGACAUCUCCAGGAAAUCCCAGCUUCAGGCAGCAAUGUUUCCACAAGCUUCACAUGGUCCUGGGACCCCACCAAGACAUCUGAGAUACUCUCGGGCAUGGGAGUGUCUGUCCUUAAGAAAGAGAAGCUGGGGAGUGAGAACACCCCUCAGGAACUGCUAGUGUCUCUCUAUCCUCCUCAGAAACGGCAGAAAUUGAAGGAAAAGGACAAGGACUUUGUGAUUGCACGUAGGCCUAGGCUUCUGCGAGAGACAGAGUCAGGUGUUUCUUGGGAUGCAUUGCCAGAUGAACUGCUCUUGGAAAUCUUUGCAUACUUGCAUCUAAUUGACUUGCUAAAAGUUUCCCAGGUUUGCAAGAGAUGGCAACGUCUAGCGUUUGAUGAAUCACUCUGGCAGACCCUUGAUCUAACUGGUAAAAAUCUGCUCCCAGGAGUGAUUGGGCAAUUGCUCCCUGUGGGUGUAACUGUAUUUCGCUGUCCAAGAUCCUGUAUUGGGAAACCAUUGUUUAAAAACAACCGACCUCUUCGAGUGCAACAUAUGGAUCUGUCCAACUGCACAGUAAAUGUUGCAGAUCUCCAUAAUAUUCUUUGUCAUUGUGAUCGACUACAGAAUCUCAGCUUGGAAGGACUGGUGCUUUCUGAUGAUAUCAUUAGGAGUAUUGCUCAGAACUCCAGUUUGGUGCGAUUAAAUAUCUCUGGAUGUUCUAGAUUUUCUGCAGAAGCACUAGAGAUGAUGUUGAUCAGCUGUUCUGGAUUGGAAGAAUUUAACUUAUCCUGGUGUGACUUCACAGCUGAUCAUAUUAAAGCAGCAGUCAGUCACAUUUCUACAAAUAUAACCCAACUAAAUUUUAGUGGAUAUCGACAAAAUCUGCAGAUAUCAGAUAUUAAAUCAUUGGUUACAAGAUGCCCGUAUCUCAUCCACUUAGAUUUAAGUGACAGUGCAAUGUUGAAGCCUGAAUGUUUUCAAUAUUUUCGUCAGCUCAUCUGCCUACAGCAUCUGUCUCUUAGCAGAUGUUAUCAGAUAUCUCCUGCUGAUUUACUUGAACUUGGUGAAAUUCCCACACUAAGGACUCUUCAAGCUUUUGGAAUAGUGACUGACAGUUCCCUACAGCUCCUAAAGGAAACACUUCCCCACAUAAAGAUCAAUUGUUCGCAUUUUACAACCAUUGCACGGCCAACUGUUGGCAGCAAAAAGAACCAAGAGAUCUGGGGUAUCAAAUGCAGACUGACACUGAGAAAUCCUAGUGAUUUGUGAUGCACAGUUUGCUGGAUAUUUCCUUUUGUUGACUCCAAGUGUAGUGUGCUUCAUCAAGAAACCCAAACACUGGAGUAUCACUCUACUUCUUGUAAAAAGUAUUUUAACUUGUUUUUAUGCUAUAAUUUACUUUCAUAAGUAUAUUUUUACAUUGUCUUUCUUAGUGCAUUCAGAAGUGUGUCCAGAAAUCUAAUCAGGUAUGAGUAAUUGUAGACAUUUUAAAAGUCAGUUUUGCUUUUAGAAAGAUGUUUGCAAAAACUGCGUGAGUGUUGUAAUUGUGCUAAACAUGAAUGUUAGAAUAUUUUGUAAUAAAUAGUACAGCUGGUCUA